ACCAACUGGAAAGGAAAGAGGGGGACCUCAUGCGGCAGCCUGCUGUGAGUGCUGUGAAUGACUUCCUGCCCAAACCGUCAGAAUCAGCUGCCCCUCAGAAGCAGCGCACCAGUCUCCAGCACCAUGAACACCCAGGCUGGAAUGCAAGACAGCCUUGAGACUUACUUCGAGAGGAGUGUGGAAAUUGAGAUAACCAACGAAUCACGGGAUGUGACCCUCCAUUCCCCCAGGAGUUACUGCUUCAGUGGCCACAGCCUCCUACCUCCUUCCCCCCGAAUCCCGCCAGGAUCCAAGGAGAGCUGUCUGUUCACAAAGGGACGGUACAGCUUUCGUGGAAGCGUGGGGCUGCUGGUGUACAACUCAGACGCCUUCACCCUUGCCAUCAUGUUCUCCAACCCCUUUGACUACAACCUCUACUGUGUUGAGUUUGGCCUCGAGAUCUGCCCAGGCAAAGAGCACCUUGGUGACAUGGAGGAAGUCUACGCAAGGAUGUACAAUUAUAUGCCGGCCAACAGCUGCACAACAUUCAAGAAAGCCAAGCUGGGCCAAUGCCAGGAAGCGCUUGUGGUCACCUCAGGGAAUAUCCGUGUCAUGGCCACCAUGUCCAAUGCUGCCAAAGCAGUCAUUAAAGUGCUUGUGGAGGAAAAAGGGAACCCACCUCCCUACUCAAAGAACCCGAUUUACUACAAGACACGCUCCUAGAGUAAGGGCUGCUGCUGCCACUGACAUCCAGCCUAAGACAUGAAAUGACUCCGCAUGGGCCUUAUCUACAGGAAGAAAUAAUCCACUACUGUGUAGACACCGGCUAGUGCAGGAACCUGCCUAGGGACAGAACUGGCCCCCACUUAUCAUAGUGCUUGGAAAGAGCAUAGACACUGCAAGAGGUGUCUAAGGCCAGAAGGGACCAUUGUGAUCAUUUAGUCAUAUAUCCUGUAUAAUACAGUCCAGAAAACUCCCCCCAGAUAAUUCCUCUUGAACUAGAGCAUCUCUAAUAAAAUAAAUAAUGUCUCAAAGACAAUCUUGUGACCCUGGCUUUGAAUUGGCUCCAUGUUGUUCACAUUGUGUUAGCCGCAGGUGGGAAAGUGAAUUCAUAACAGGCAUAAAUAAUGUCUGAUCCUUUCCUCAUCUAUUGCCCUUUUAGAAUGGUGUAAACCCAUUGCAGGCAGUAGGUGACUCUGAAUUGACCCCCUGGGAACUGAGAUCAGAAUCUGGCCCUGACCCCAUGUCAGGCAGUGGGUGACUCCAGAUUUACCCCGGGGGAACUGAGAUCUGAAUAUGGCCCAGUACAGAAUCAAUAACAUUUUCAUUCUAGGUUCCAUUUAUUUCAGACUAAGGAAAAAAUACAAAGAAUAAAUAUAAA
Messenger RNA from Mauremys mutica (yellowpond turtle), 1360 nucleotides. Its product is annotated as DELTA-actitoxin-Aeq1a-like. Gene Ontology annotation, molecular function: channel activity. Gene Ontology annotation, cellular component: pore complex. The transcript is spliced from 3 exons. Gene Ontology annotation, biological process: monoatomic cation transport; cytolysis in another organism; pore complex assembly. The record is from RefSeq and is a predicted model, not a curated record. Lineage: Eukaryota; Metazoa; Chordata; Testudines; Geoemydidae. The coding region runs from base 58 to 702 and encodes 214 amino acids.